AUGAACGUCACUCUAACCAGCUUAGAAGCUUUAAUUUUAAAAGCAACAUUCGAAUCUUUGAUACAACCUGAUGCUGCGGCUGUGGAAGCAUUUUGUGCUGUAAUGCGAGAUUCUAGUGAAGGUCCACAGCUAGCGGCUCAGGCACUGGCGGCCCGUAUUCACUCCCCUAAUGCCCGAGAAGCUCUAUUGGCACUUACAAUGUUAGACCGCUGUAUGCGUCGAAGUGAUGCUGUAUUUCACGCUGAAGUUGGAAAAUUUCGAUUUUUAAACGAGAUGAUUAAAUUGGUUUCUCCUAAAUAUUUUGCCGACAGAACUUCACCAGAAGUCAGAACUAGGAUUCUGCAAUUACUACACGCAUGGUCAAUAGAAUACCCUAAAGAAACAAAAUUUAAAGUUGCUUUUGAAAUGCUUAAAAACCAAGGUGUGAUAAAGGAGACACCACCUCCUUUACCUCCAGAGGAUAAUGGUACUGCCUCUCGUCCCAGAGCUAAAAGUGCAAUAUUUGAGGAUGAAGAAAAAUCAAAACUGUUACAAAAACUUCUUCAAAGUAAAAAACCAGAAGAUUUGCAACAUGCAAAUAGGUUGAUUAAAACAAUGGUCCGAGAAGAAGAAAGACGUACAGAAGCAAAUAGUCGACGUGCACAAGAAGUAAGUGCUGCUCUUGACAGUGCUGGCCUGUUAAGAGAUAUGUUAGAACAUGCUGAAGAUGCAUCUGCAGAUGAGGAACAGCUCAUCCAUGAAUUACAUGCAAGCUGUGCAAGGCUUCGCCCUGUACUGCAACGCUUAGCCUCUGCUGAUACACAAAAUGAGAAUCUAAGUGACAUAAUACAUGCUAAUGAUGUUUUGGAUGAAGUUUUUGCAAAAUAUAAUAAAUUUGUUAGUGAAAGGAAACUUAGAGGCAAGGAACCUAAAAGAGAAUCACAGGCAAAUAAUGACAGUCUGUUAGAUUUUGCAGGAGCCAAUGCCAGGCCUAAAGGAGACAAGCCAAAGAUUGAAUCUAAUGCUGUAAUUGAUGAGUUAGGAGACAUAUUCUCUCAUAACAGUUGUACUAAUAACAUAGUGGAACCUUUGAAACCUGUUAAUUUAAUGUCUACAGAUGAUACUGAAUUACUAGGAGAGAAAAAUAAAGUGGAAGGUUGGCAUGAACUAGAUUCUCUCGGUGAGCAAUUACUUAAACAGUCAUUGCCAGAAAAUGCAAAACGAUUAGAAAAUUUUAAUAAUAAACAUUCAAAGAAAAUACCAAUGAAUGCACUUGAAAAGUUUUCAUCAAAACAAGAGAUUACCACAACAAAUAACAAUGCUCUAUUAGAUCUCGAUUUCUUUACAAAAAAAACUACAGAACCAGUUAUAGUAUCUCCAAUGGCACAUUCCUCAAAAUCAAUUACUCCAAAUGAUGAUGUCAUGGUCGACAUAAGCUCUGAUGAUAGGACUACUAAAAAUAUUAUCAAUAAUCAUUUAAAUCCACAACCUGAUAGUCCUCAGGACAAUAUUUUAGACUUAGGGCUACCAUUAGAAGAUGAUGAAUUAAAAAAGGAGAAAGCAAUGGAAUAUAAAGAUAAUAUGACUUUUGAACAGAAAGAUAGGGUCAAGACUAGUGAAGUGAAACCUUUAACAGAUAUAAAUUUAACAUUACAAAGUGUGCAUCCAAGUAAAAUACCCCCAUUAAAAGCAUUUGAGGAAGAAGAUGGGCUAUCAGUGGUGCUGCAUUUCUGUAAGGAUAAGCCCAGGCCUGAUGUCAGUGUUAUUGUUGUCUCAACGACAAGCAAAAGCAGUUCCCGUAUCGAAGACUAUAAGUUCCAGGCUGUUGUUCCUAAGGGCUGCAAAGUGAGACUACUAGCAGCAUCUGGCUCCUCACUUCCAGCCUACAACCCGUUCUUACCCCCACCUGCACUGGCACAGCUCAUGCUGGUGGCGGCGCCCCCCGGCCUGCGCCCCGCCCUGCGCUUCGUGCUCACCUAUUCCGUAGAUGACGACACGUGCUCAGAGAUGGGGAAUGUUUCAGAGCUUCCCCUGCCUGACCUA
This is a messenger RNA of Brenthis ino (lesser marbled fritillary), 2022 nucleotides long. The record is from the annotation of a GenBank genome assembly. Lineage: Eukaryota; Metazoa; Arthropoda; Insecta; Lepidoptera; Nymphalidae.